AUGACCAAACGCGCCCGAGUUAUGUGGUGGAACAACCCGACGCACGGGGUCACGGCGACCCGCUGCCCGCUGGUCGACGACUUGGCCUCGUCCGUCGGGCGAAGGCUGACCCCCUUGGACGCAGCAUUCGUGCUUGAGUUUCAUGGACACAGAACCGCCCUUCAGAAGUGGAUCGCACCCAAGCCAGCACUUCGACGCGGCUGCCCCAUUGCCUUCCAUGACAACGCCGGGGUACCCAUGGUACCUAAACGAAACACGGCGGCAAUCGCGAGAGUAUGCUACUGUGCUCGUGGACGAGCGUCGAUCCGCCACCAAGUGGUGCCGCAGAUCCAAGACGACGACUGA
Aphanomyces astaci is the source of this 345-nucleotide messenger RNA. RefSeq lists its product as hypothetical. The record is from RefSeq and is a predicted model, not a curated record. The coding region runs from base 1 to 345 and encodes 114 amino acids. The transcript has 4 exons. Lineage: Eukaryota; Oomycota; Saprolegniomycetes; Saprolegniales; Verrucalvaceae.